CUUACACAAAGCGAAUACUAGUGUAGUGUUAGUUCAACAUAAAAAUGGUGCUUGAAAGUACUAUAAUAUGUGUUGACAACAGUGAUUAUAUGAGAAAUGGAGACUUUCUUCCUACAAGACUGCAAGCACAGCAAGAUGCUGUCAACUUGGUGUGUCACUCAAAAACACGAUCCAAUCCAGAGAACAAUGUUGGACUUAUUACUCUUGCUAAUGUGGAAGUGUUGGCUACUCUAACUAGUGAUGUUGGGCGAAUUUUAUCAAAACUCCAUCAAGUUCAGCCUAAUGGUAAUUUAUCGCUUAUAACGGGAAUCAGAAUUGCACAUUUAGCUUUAAAGCACAGACAAGGCAAAAAUCAUAAAAUGAGAAUCGUUGCAUUUGUGGGCAGUCCAAUACAGAUUGAUGAGAAAGAAGCUGUAAAGUUAGCAAAGCGUUUGAAAAAAGAAAAAGUUAAUGUUGACAUUAUAAGUUUUGGUGAAGAGAGCAUUAAUAAUGAAGUUUUAACUGCAUUUAUAAAUGCUCUCAAUGGAAAAGAUGGGACUAGCAGUCAUCUUGUGACAAUUCCUCCAGGCCCUCACCUAUCUGAUGCUUUAAUUUCUUCUCCCAUUAUCCAAGGUGAAGAUGGCAUGGGUGGAGCAGGUAUGGGUGGUGCUGCAUUUGAAUUCGGAGUCGAUCCAAAUGAAGAUCCAGAACUUGCUCUGGCUCUGAGAGUGUCCAUGGAAGAACAAAGACAACGUCAAGAGGAUGAAGCAAGACGAGCUCAAAGUACUGGUACAGAACCUCCUGUAGUAACUAAUGAACCGGAAACUGUGAAAGAAGUACCUAACGAAGAAGCAAUGUUAAAACGAGCUCUUGCCAUGUCUCUAGAAGGAAGUGAAGAAGUACCAGCUGCUGUCAAUCGAACUACAACAGGUCCUGCAAGUGUUCCAGACUUUUCACAUAUGACGGAAGAAGAGCAAAUAGCAUUUGCCAUGCAGAUGUCUAUGCAAGACCAACAAGAACUUGAAACGGCUCCAAAAGAAGAACCAAUGGACGUUGAAGAAGAUUAUGCAGCUGUUAUGUCCGAUACUGAAUUUUUACAAUCAAUCCUUGAAAAUUUACCUGGUGUAGAUCCACAGUCAGAAGCAGUUCGACAAGCUGUUGGAUCCUUACAGCAAAAUAAAGACAAGGAAAAGGAAAAAGAAAAAAGUAAAGAUAAGGACAAAGACAAAAAUCAAAAGAAGUAGUA
Messenger RNA from Copidosoma floridanum, 1225 nucleotides. RefSeq names its product regulatory particle non-ATPase 10 (gene Rpn10). Gene Ontology annotation, biological process: proteasome-mediated ubiquitin-dependent protein catabolic process. Lineage: Eukaryota; Metazoa; Arthropoda; Insecta; Hymenoptera; Encyrtidae. The record is from RefSeq and is a predicted model, not a curated record. Gene Ontology annotation, cellular component: cytosol; proteasome regulatory particle, base subcomplex; nucleus. Gene Ontology annotation, molecular function: polyubiquitin modification-dependent protein binding.